Molecule: messenger RNA, 1599 nt
Organism: Electrophorus electricus (electric eel)
Lineage: Eukaryota; Metazoa; Chordata; Actinopteri; Gymnotiformes; Gymnotidae
Gene: calb1
Product: calbindin 1
Biological process (GO): regulation of long-term synaptic potentiation; regulation of presynaptic cytosolic calcium ion concentration
Cellular component (GO): terminal bouton; synapse; nucleus
Molecular function (GO): calcium ion binding
Source: RefSeq, a predicted model, not a curated record
GGAGCAUAGGCAUUAAAGCGAUCCAGUCCGAACCUUCUGUCAUUCUAGCAAGCAUCAUCGACGUACACUGAAAACAUGGCAAACGCGUACCUUCAAGGAGCUGAGAUUUCUGCUUCUCAGUUCCUGGAAAUCUUUCAUCAUUAUGAUAAGGAUGGUAAUGGAUAUAUCGAGGGAAAGGAGUUGCAGAACUUUAUUAAGGAACUUCAGCACGCUCGGAAACAAGCAGGACUGGAACUAACAGAUCAAAUGAGGGCUUUUGUGGAAGAAUAUGAGAAAAAUGAUGACGUAAAGAUGGAUAUUACUGAGUUGGCAAAAAUAUUACCCACAGAGGAAAAUUUCUUCCUGUUUUUCCGUCAGCAAGUGAAGUCCUGUGCAGAAUUUAUGGAGGCCUGGCGAAAAUAUGAUGCUGAUCACAGUGGCUACAUUGAAUCUGAUGAGCUUAAGAAUUUUUUGAGUGACCUUCUUCAAAGAGCAAAGAAAACCUAUGAUGAGCAGAAGUUACAAGAUUACACAGCAACCAUGUUCAAAAUAUUUGAUUCAAAUAACGAUGGAAAAUUGUGCCUGGCAGAAAUGGCAAGGCUACUUCCAGAGCAAGAGAACUUCCUGCUUAAAUUUCAGGGGGUAAAAAUGGACACAAAAGAGUUCAACAAGAUUUUUGACCUAUACGAUAAGGACAGGAGCGGCUACGUUGACGAGAAUGAGCUUGAAGCCUUGCUCAAAGACCUGUGCAAGAUUAAAAAGGUUCUAGAAAUCAGCAAUCUCUCCACAUACAAGAAUGCAAUCAUGGCUCUGUCUGAUGGUGGGAAACUUUACAGAGCAGAGUUGGCGCUGGUGUUGUGUGCUGAAGAAUUGUGAGAUUCUCCCGUCAACUUCUCUGACCACUUCUCCCCCCAAUCACUACCACCAUCCUCUCCAUACACAUACCACCACCAGCAAAGCUCUUUGCUCUUCGUGUCACAUAUGUGAAGAUAUCUAGAAACUGGAAGUAUUGCUGUUCUUUCCUUUUGGGAUCUUGUCAUCUUCAGCCUGAGUGUAUGUAGGCAAAGACCGGGGACUGAUUGCUUAUUAUUUUCAGUCUGUCCUUUCUAUACAGUUUCUAAAUGUACAGAUUUUGUAAAGAUGAAACUGAUGUAAUACCUGACCUGAACAUUGGACUCUACAUACAUGAAGCAUGAGACCACCCUAGUAGAGACAAGACAUACACUCACUCCAAAUUAACUCAAAUCAUAUUCCAACUACAAAUCAGUGAAUAAUUUCCCAAUAAAAAUUGACCUAUCCUAUAAUGUUGUACCCACAGCAAAGUGUUAGAGGAAUGUGGAUGGUAUAAAUGUGAUAUGGCAUAAAACUGUGACAUAGAGAAGUACUUGUAUGCAAUAUCCAGUAGGCUAAAUUUAUGUUUGCAGUGCAUGUUUGCAAUUGAAGGCAAGCCUUGCAGUGAGACAUUAAUGACUCUGUAAGUACAUACCAUGCUAUACCGACGGCAUCGCCCUAGCCCACUCUGCAAUCUCAUGUCAACAUUUACACUGUAAAGAAUGACAUGCUCUACCAGAGACACUGUGUAAGAGGAUCUUAUGCUUAUUAAAGUACUACCUGAACUAG